CUCUCUCUCUCUCUGUCUCUGCCCAUUUCUUUCUUUCUUACCGUCUAGGACAUCCAUUUCAGAGUCUCUCUGUCUCUCCACGCCUCAAUGCAUAUACGUAAUCAUACACAUCUUUGGAUCUUAUACUAGCCCUAACCCUAGCGGUUACUCCAAGGAUUUUCAAGUCACUAUGCCGGACUUUGGCAGUUGCUUGAAUUCGCCGUCGCUAACCGUCCCUCGUUGCUCGAACCUGAGGCCACUCACCGAUCAAUGUGAUUCUGGCGGUUCUUUGUACCCGGUCCCUGUCAAAACCCUAGGAUGGGAAGACAGCUGGUUCAUCAAUUCUGACCAGGCGCUGCCCUCGCCCAUUUUGCACAAGGCCGAUGUAUCUUAUGGAAAUGGGAGUAGGGUUUUUAGGGGGGUUCGCGGGUCAGCGGAAGGAACCAAGAAGACAUCGGGGACCAAGAGUGUGGACUCCUAUGUCAAGGACUGGGAGACAAAGAAGAUCCAGUCUGGAGUUCCUCAACAGAAAUGCUUCCUUCCGUUCCUUGUCGGUGCACCAAGAUUGGUUGAGUGCCGUGUUUGCCAGAAUUCAAUCUAUCCUGGUGACGAGGUGUCAUGCUUUGUUCGUGGUUGCCAAGGUGUUUUCCACUCAAUAUGUGCAAAAGAAAAGCUUUGUUUCACUUCAAAGAAAUUCAAGUGUCCUCAGCAUGCAUGCUUCCUGUGCAAGCAAAAAUCUUAUUGGAGGUGUGUCAGAUGUACCGUAGCAUCACAUGACAGAUGUGCUGCAUUUCCAGAGGGUGUGAUACAUUUAAAGGAUCAACCAGGUCGAGCUGUUUGUUGGAGGCACCCCAUUGAUUGGCGGCUUGAGAAGAAGCGAACAGUUCCACUGAAAGAUAUAGAGGAAAUAUUUUGUCACUUGCCACUACCAUAUGUUGAGGAGGAGUUCAAGAUUGACGUCAAUGGAAAAGACAUGGUGGAGAACAAAAUGGAGCCUCCUCAUUAUGUGCACAUCAGGCGUAAUGUCUUCCUUAUUAAGAAAAAACGAAGUGACGUUGAUGUUGACAUUGGAUGCACAAAUUGCAGUUCAAGUCAAUGUUCUGAAGAUUGUGUUUGCAGGGUUCAGUGUAUAAGCUGCUCAAAGGCUUGUCGCUGCUCUGAAUUGUGUUCAAACAGACCAUUUCGAAAGGAAAAGAAAAUCAAAAUUGUUAAGACUGAACUUUGUGGGUGGGGAGUAGAAGCAGCUGAAUCCAUUAAUAAAGGGGAUUUUGUGAUAGAGUAUAUUGGAGAAGUUAUUGAUGAUGCUAUUUGUGAACAAAGGCUGUGGGACAUGAAGUACAAUGGCGAUAAAAAUUUCUACAUGUGUGAAAUUCGAAAAGACUUUAUAAUUGAUGCAACUUUCAAGGGAAAUUCUUCUCGCUUUCUGAACCAUAGUUGUGAUCCUAACUGUAAACUGGAGAAGUGGCAAGCGGACGGGGAGACACGUGUUGGUGUCUUUGCUGCUAAAUGUAUUAAUAUUGGGGAACCACUGACAUAUGAUUAUCGAUUUGUGCAGUUUGGGCCUGAGGUAAGGUGUAACUGUGGAGCUCCAAACUGUCAAGGUUAUCUUGGGAUGAAGAGAAAGAUUGGUAAGUUUGAUGUUUGCUGGGGCUCAAAACGAAGGAGAACAAUUAUGGGCUGCUUGCCUAUGACAUGUUAAAUUUCAAUUCUUUAUAAGCAAUUACUUUGAUGAUAAGUUCACAAUGUUUGUAUAUUGCUCUUUCAGUACGCAAAUAAACAAACAGGUGAUCAGGAGCAAAUGACCAUCUCUUUUUUGUCGUCGUUGUAUUGAUUUUUAAAGUUUUCUUCUAUAUCUGUUUGAAGUGAUAAUUACUUGUAAUGAAUGGGGUCCCUGUG
Messenger RNA from Diospyros lotus (date-plum), 1875 nucleotides. Its product is annotated as histone-lysine N-methyltransferase ASHR3. Gene Ontology annotation, molecular function: histone H3K36 methyltransferase activity; protein binding. Bases 170 to 1678 code for a protein of 502 amino acids. NCBI's taxonomy places the organism in Eukaryota, Viridiplantae, Streptophyta, Magnoliopsida, Ericales, Ebenaceae. Gene Ontology annotation, biological process: regulation of DNA-templated transcription. The record is from RefSeq and is a predicted model, not a curated record. The transcript is spliced from 11 exons. Gene Ontology annotation, cellular component: nucleus; chromatin.